GUGACGUUUCUAAAGCAUGCUACGAAAUUGCCAUGGAAAUUGAACUACCCAACACAUAGAAGAUCAUGAACAGAACUUCCAAUUCUGAUGACCCUUCAGAUGCCUCAAACGCAUAUGCAUAUUUCUCCAUUGGAUUGUCUCUUGGCUUCCUCCUCCUGAUGAUGUUCAUAGUUCUCACUACAUACUAUUGUAGCCAAAGAAAUCUUCGAAACAGCCAAUCUAGAGCCAGAGCCACUGCUAGCAGUUUCAGCAGUUCUCAUAGGACAGUGGUCAUGGAUAGUGAUCAUAGAGCUAUCACUAUACAAGUUGGUGAGGAAGAACUUGAUGCCAUCCUCAACAAUUACCCCAUGUUGUUGUUCUCUCAAGCCAAGCUUCAUAAGCCUGAUUCAACACCACUAGGCUGCUCAAUAUGCUUAGCAGAUUACAAGGAUUCGGAGUGGUUGCGCCUCUUACCCGAUUGUGGUCAUUUUUUUCACAAGGAAUGCAUUGACAUGUGGUUGAGGCUUAACCUCACAUGUCCGAUGUGUCGAAAUUCACCAUUCCAAACUCCUCUUCCAACUCCCCUUGCUGAAGUUACUCCCCUGGCAACAAGACGUGAUUGAGUAGCACAAUGUGGAGUUCUUAAGUUUUACAAGGCAAUAGGGUAGAAUAAGAUGGAAUGCGAAUCUUGUCCAUGAAACUGUUUAAUGUGAUUUGAGUCUUGUAUGGUUAAGUUAGAACAUGAACACAACAUUGUCCUAAAGUUGUUAUUUGUUAGCAUUGAUUAGUUGCAAAAGGAUACAAAGAAUAUACUG
Abrus precatorius (Indian licorice) is the source of this 794-nucleotide messenger RNA. Its product is annotated as RING-H2 finger protein ATL70-like. Bases 66 to 602 code for a protein of 178 amino acids. The transcript has a single exon. Lineage: Eukaryota; Viridiplantae; Streptophyta; Magnoliopsida; Fabales; Fabaceae. The record is from RefSeq and is a predicted model, not a curated record.